Molecule: messenger RNA, 3587 nt
Organism: Bufo bufo (common toad)
Lineage: Eukaryota; Metazoa; Chordata; Amphibia; Anura; Bufonidae
Gene: IKZF1
Product: IKAROS family zinc finger 1
Exons: 10
Coding region: 62-1834 (590 amino acids)
Biological process (GO): regulation of transcription by RNA polymerase II
Molecular function (GO): DNA-binding transcription factor activity; RNA polymerase II cis-regulatory region sequence-specific DNA binding
Source: RefSeq, a predicted model, not a curated record
GCCUUUUAAAUGGAAGUGGCGGGCACGGGCAGAUCAGUACGGGACAUGCCAGGCUGCUGUCAUGUUGCACUGGAAUGAGGAAGUGGAGUGGAGAGGGGUGGGACUGAGACCUGAGCUCCAUCCCGCGGCGCCUCUCAGAGCAGCACAUGGAGGAGCAGCGGCAGGGGACUGGGAGAGCUGUCUACAGCCAGCCCGCGGCAGAGCAGAUAAUCAGAGAAACAUGGAAACAGAUGAGGCACAGGAUAUGACCCAAAUGUCAGGAAAUCAAAGUCCUGCGGUAAGCGAUGGCUUGGAAGAUAGUGAUGAACCCAUGCCUAUGCCUGAGGAUCUUUCCACCAAUGCAGGGUCACAACAGACUGCCAAGAGUGAGAAGUCUAUUGCUGUACGAGAGGUGGAGCGGUUUAGGGAUUUACACGCUAUCAUUUUCAAAACUUUUUCCCCUGGCAAUAUAAAAGUAGAGACCCACAGUGAUGAGGAGAAUGGACGUGCCUGUGAAAUGAAUGGAGAAGAGUGUGCAGAAGAUUUACGCAUGAUUGAUGCUGCUGGGGAGAAAAUGAAUGGCUCACUGAACGGACAAGGCACCAAAGCCUUAACAGGAGUUGGAGGUAUUCGACUUCCUAACGGAAAACUAAAAUGUGAUAUCUGUGGGAUAAUAUGCAUCGGCCCCAAUGUGCUCAUGGUACACAAAAGAAGCCACACUGGAGAGCGACCUUUUCAAUGCAACCAAUGUGGUGCCUCAUUUACCCAGAAAGGCAAUCUCCUUCGCCACAUCAAGUUACACUCUGGUGAAAAGCCCUUUAAGUGUCACUUGUGUAACUAUGCAUGCAGACGCAGAGAUGCACUCACUGGUCAUCUCAGGACGCAUUCUGUAGGUAAACCACAUAAGUGUGGCUAUUGUGGCCGCAGUUACAAACAACGCAGCUCCUUGGAAGAACACAAAGAAAGAUGUCAUAACUACUUGCAAACUAUGGGUCUGCAGAAUAACAUUUACUCAGCAAUAAAAGAAGAGACCGGUCACACUGAAAUGGCAGAAGACCUAUCUAAGCUUGGGUCUGAAAGAUCCCUUGUUUUGGACAGACUUGCAAGUAAUGUUGCCAAACGUAAGAGCUGUAUGCCUCAGAAAUUUGUUGGUGAGAAACGUCUGUCAGAUCUACCAUAUGAUUCCAACAGUAAUUUUGAGAAGGAGCACGACAUCAUGCAGACACAUGUAAUGGAUCAGGCAAUCAAUAAUGCAAUUACAUACUUAGGAGCAGAAUCCUUGCGUCCACUGGUUCAGACACCACCGGGUGGACCUGAAGUGGUUCCAGCUAUUAGCACAAUGUAUGCCCUACACAAACCACAUGCUGAUGUCACAUCCCACAACAAUCAGGCAGCCCAUGAAAGUGCAGUGGAAAACCUGCUGUUACUUUCACAGGUUAAAUCCAUUUCUUCUGAGAAAGAAGUUUCUCCAAGUAACAGCUGUCAAGAUUCCACAGACACUGAAAGCAACAAUGAGGAGCGGGGAGGACUUAUUUAUCUGACCAGUCACAUAGCACCUCAUACCAGAAAUGGUCUGUCUGUCAAAGAAAACAAGCCAUUUGAUGUCUAUAGAGCUGCCAAUGAGAAUUCUCAAGAUGCUUUCAAAGUUAUCAGCAGUAAUGGUGAGGCAAUAAAAGUCCACAAGUGUGAGCACUGUCGAGUUCUCUUCUUGGAUCACGUGAUGUACACCAUCCACAUGGGCUGUCAUGGUUUCCGUGAUCCAUUUGAAUGCAACAUGUGUGGCUACCAGAGCCAAGAUAGAUAUGAGUUUUCAUCACAUAUUACCCGCGGUGAACACCGUUUCAACAUGGGUUAAGCCGAACUCUAUUCUGCCAUGAUUUUUAUGUUCAUUUCAAAAAGCACAAAUGUUUUGCAAGAUGAGAAUUUUCAAGAAACUUCUAUGAACCCAAGAAUGCAUAUAGAGACAUAGCAACAAACAAUUUAACUACUUUUGUCAUUAAGGCAGCGUGCAUUUUUAUAAGAUUUUUAUUGUUACUGUAACAUGGUGCUGCAUUUUUGAGCAUCGGGUUUUUGGAGAUCUUUUGAAAAGUGUUUUAUUAAGAAACAUAGAACUUGCACCAUUGUAAGUAGCUAGAGUCCAUUGUACACGUCUACUCUAUAUAUAUAAAUAUAUAUGGAACUAAAAGAGAGUUCUUGGGCAUUCCUAAGCAGGAUAAAGAGUCCUUAUUCUUCACACCAAUCUUGACGUAUAUAAUUCAUGUUACUCUUUAUGCAAUAGCAUACAGGCAUGGGAACUGUUAAUAACAAUAAGACUAGUUCCCUUGUAAAUUUUUACUUAAUUGUAGAAUUAAUUAUAGAACAUAAUACUUAUUUAAGGCAAAUUACAAUAUUGCAGUAUAUAAUGGCCAGAAAUAUUAGGUUAUUGAUAUUUGCAUUUCUUUAUAAAACUGACAGUAGCAUACUACAUAAUUGUAUAAUAUGGGCUUAUUUAUAGCUUCUGGUGGAAACUUUUCUUUUAUUGUUUUCACAAGCUUUAUUACCAUUUUGUAUGUGUCUAAAAUUCUGACUACCAGCAGUAGAGUGUUAUAACUACAUUCUUGUACAUAAUCACACACGACCCGUACAAUGUAUAGAGCUUGAAGAGCCAGAUUAUUCAUAGGGGUAUAUGUAUACUAGAGGUAUAUGUAUACUAGGGGUAUAUGUUUACUAGGGGUUUAUGUAUAUAUUUCACUAUUUUAGAAACUAACAUAGAUAAAACUUUGACCAUGAUUGAUAACUUCACAAACAAGCAUAACAUAUACAUGUAUGUAUAUAUAUAUAUAUAUAUACACACACACACAUACACACUGAAGAUAAUUGGCAAUAUAAACUUAAAUUGUUACAAACAUGUCAAUACAUUUUGCAUAAAUCAAUACAGGUGAAUAUAAAAAACUUGGUAAUAUAUUUUAUCAAAUGCCUUUUCUCCCUCUAGCAGCUCAUUUACCCUCCCUCUGCCCUGUCCUUAGACACCUAUAGACAGCAUAUAAUCUGAUCCUUCGGUGAGCUCACAGUCUGUCUAGACUCUCAAGAUGGAUUUAGCAAAGAAUGUUAGUUUAGGAGGGAGAGAAAAAUUGUUAUAAAAUAUAUUUCAAAGUUUCUUUUAUUCACCUGUACUACUAAUAUAUGCAAAGUUUGCUGAAAAGUUAGGUUUAUUCAUAGGCUGUGUUCACAUCUACAUUUUGACUUCUGUUAUACAUUGCAAACUGCAGUGCUUAAGCCAUUGCUCAGCAGACAUCACGGCAUCUGAUGAACCUCAUUGAUUGAUGAUUUAUAUUUAGGUAUGCAGAUGUAGCCAACAUUUUAAUAGGAAAUGGCACUGUAUGCAACACUCUUUUACCAGUUAAAAACUAUGGAAUGUGUGACGGAGGUGACUAAAGGAGCCUCCAGCACAGAUGUGAAUGCUGAUUAAACUCAGUGGAAGAGUUAGGCCCCCUUCACACGGGCGUCGCGGGUGAGGUCCGGAUGCGAUGCAGGUGCAUUCAGGGAAAAUUGUGCAAAUAGGCAUGCAAUUUCAGUCAGUUUUGACUGUGAUUACGUUCUGUUCAGUUUUUUCCGCGCGAGUGCAAUGC